GGCGCCACGUGGGCCGCGCCUGCGCAUUUGUAAGGGCAAGCCGAGGAAGAUGGCGGCAAUGCAGCAGGGGGAGGGGGAUCCCCUUUUCGAUGUGAGGAACAGUUUCUACAUCGGCAGCUAUCAGCAGUGUAUAAACGAGGCGCAAAAACUCAAGCUCUCUAAUCCUGAGAAAGAAAUUGAGCGUGAUCUUUUCCUUUAUAGAGCUUAUAUUGCACAGCGAAAAUAUGGUGUGGUAUUGGAUGAUAUCAACAGGAGCUCCCCUGAAUUACAGGCUGUAAAAAUGUUUGCUGAAUAUUUGUCCAAUGAGGAUCAAAGAGAUGCCACCAUUUCCGAGUUGGAUAAGAAGAUGGCAAAGAAUGUUGAUGUUAGCAAUACAACGUUCUUGUUGAUGGCUGCCUCAAUCUACUUACAUGAACAAAAUACAGAUGCAGCUCUGCGUACAUUGCACCAAGGAGAAAGUCUGGAAUGCAUGGCCAUGUCAAUACAGAUCCUUUUGAAACUUGACCGGCUGGAUUUGGCUCGAAAAGAACUGAAGAAGAUGCAUGACCAAGAUGAAGAUGCUACCCUGACACAGUUGUCGACAGCCUGGGUGAACCUGGCUAUGGGUGGGGACAAGCUGCAGGAUGCCUUUUACAUUUUCCAAGAAAUGGCAGAUAAGUACACAGCAACCUUGUUGCUCCUGAAUGGACAAGCUGCUUGUCAGUUGGCACAAGGCAAGUGGGAUGAUGCAGAAGGAGUUCUGCAGGAAGCACUGGACAAGGACAGUAAUCAUCCAGAAACUCUCAUCAAUUUAAUCAUACUUUCUCAGCAUUUGGGCAAGGCUCCUGAGGUUAGUAACCGCUAUCUCUCACAGCUGAAGGAUGGGCACAGAGGUCACCCUUUUGUUAAAGAGUACAUAGCCAAGGAGCACGAAUUUGAUCGAUUGGUUUUGCAGUAUGCUCCAAGUGCAUGAGAAGAAGGGAAAUAAUAUCUAUGAAGAUGGAAUGAUCAGAAAUUAAUUUCUUGGACUGUUUAUCCUUGGAGCAACCCAACUCUGGAAGUACAUUUAAAACUAAUGUCCUAGGAUCUGAUACCUUGUAUAAAAGUUACUAGAGAGGAAUUAUCACUUUCUUUGAGACUCUACUGUUUAAUAUUAAAGACUGUAUCUGAA
Messenger RNA from Hypanus sabinus (Atlantic stingray), 1150 nucleotides. RefSeq names its product COPI coat complex subunit epsilon (gene cope). The record is from RefSeq and is a predicted model, not a curated record. Gene Ontology annotation, biological process: intra-Golgi vesicle-mediated transport; endoplasmic reticulum to Golgi vesicle-mediated transport; retrograde vesicle-mediated transport, Golgi to endoplasmic reticulum. Gene Ontology annotation, molecular function: structural molecule activity; protein binding. Gene Ontology annotation, cellular component: COPI vesicle coat. Lineage: Eukaryota; Metazoa; Chordata; Chondrichthyes; Myliobatiformes; Dasyatidae.